CAACACGUCUAGUUCACAGCAGACUGAAAAACUUUUGCACUCUUGUGGAUUUAUCCAGCAAACUUCGACCUUUUCGAUCCAGGACAACCUAUUCAGCUUCUCGGACGUGUUUGUGGCUUUGCUUGGGUGCGUGUGUGUGUGGGUUGUUUUUUUUUCUAGAGAUGCCGAGGAAGAAGAACUUCAGGAUUUCGCAGGCGGCUCGGAGGAGGGCUGCGGACAGACGGACCCUUGACGUUUCUCCUCAGGUUCCCAUGGACCGCUGUGCACCGCAUGGCACUGGGCACCGGCACAAGGUGAGGAGGUGGGAGGUGUCGGUGCUCACAGGGCGGCAGCACAAGUUGGUUCUUCCGUCGGAGUCCCACGGCAAAAAGGUGGUUUUUGCUAUUGGUGACUCCCAUCUUCGAAGCCUUGCAGAUGGCAUCGUGCGGUUGCCUGAGGGUCGUCUGGCGUGGGGGUUCAUGUCAACGCCGGGGGCAAGCGCCACCGAGUUGAGAACUGAGGUGCUUCAUGCUGAGGUGCCUCAGGAUCCCGACUUGGUGUGCGUCUUGGCUCCGAGCAAUGACUUGACCGCCAAGCACACCAUCGGCCGUGCGGCUGCAGACUUCCAGCGGUACCUAGCCACCGUCUGCAGUCGCUGGCCGAAGGUGUGUGUGCUGGACUUUCCUCCGAGGUUGACCGUUGAGGACUCCCUGCAAGAGCUCUACCGCCAGGAGUUCCACCGGGUGGCAGCCCGCAUGGCUGUGAAGUACUUCCACAUCGCGGACCACUUCCCCCGGCAGUGUCUCAACCUGUGGAGUCGCGAUGGUGUCCACCUGAGUGAUGACGUCGGCAUGGAGAUCUUCGCCCAGCUGCUGUGGACGGUUGCUUACACGCAACUGGAGACCGUGCCGCCAGCCCCGCCGGUGUGUCGUCCAUCCCCACCUUCUCGCUUCACUCCUCGUGUGGUUGUGAAGGGAGAGGUGAGGGUGCGUCGCAGCCCUGGGCCCGAGGAGUGGACUGUCGUUGGUCCGAGCGGCAAGUCCUCUGGAGGAUGCAGUGCAGUUCAGCGGGAGCCGGCUGGCAUCCCCCUGAAUCCUGUGCUGUUCAGCAGUGAGAUGUUGGAGGAGAUGGAGAAGGUUUCUCCAUCAAAUCUGACAUCUCCUGCUGACUUUGCUGGUGUUUCACCGCCAAAGACGCUGCGUGUGAAACACCACUCCAAGAGGACUCGAAGGGCCGCAUCCAGCCGAGGGAUUUCUUCUGACUCCAAGGCCGCUCUGGAGUCGAAGAAGGUCGGGGCAACGUCCAGGCAUCCGGUCCCUUCUGGCCGCACUGACGAGAGGACGGUUGAGACAACACAGAGCCCGGGUGUGUUGUCUUCUACUGAUGAAGAUGAGGCAACUACUGCGAAGGUAAGUGAGGUGAGUAUGGGUAAUGUUGAUGUUGUUAGGGGUUCAGUUCACCAGGGGCACAGUCGGUUUAGGAAUCCGGGAGUUCAGUGUAUGGCGAUAGGGUUGGUUAGUUUGGCCAGACAUAUGGUGUCUAGUGUGUUCAAUUGGAAGACAGAAGAUUUAGAUUUAGCUCUGUGGUUAGGAGAUCAGCUCUAUACACAUCUGAAGGACCAUGGUCUAAUUCCUCCAGGAGAAGACUUUUUGAUGAUCCCAGAGUUGCCGAAAGAGCACGUUUUAUACUGGCAGAACUUUAAGUUUGCGUUCCCUGAGACUGUCAGUGGUGAUGUCACUGUGACUGAAGGAGAGUUCAUUGAGUGUGGAGCAUUUGUGACUCUAGAACAUGGGCUGGAAAGGAUUUUAUCUCAGUACCAGACAUCAAAAGCCCAAACCCGAAGAAACUGUGCGGAGAAAAAAAAGGAGAUGGACACGGUUUCUAACGCUGAUAUCCUCCAAGCCAUAUGUGAGUUAAAGCAGAGUUUCUCCAUCUUUGAGCAGAAGUUGCAACAAAACACUACAGACAUUAAAGAAGUAAAAGAAGUGAUGAAAGGACUCAGCUUUCAAACUAAAGAAACAGAGGAAAAAGUGAUAAAACUGGAUAAAAGGGUGGACGAACUGAAAGAAAAAACCGAAGAAGGGGAAAGAUACAGCAGAAGAUGGAAUUUGCGGCUCAUCAACCUCCCAGAAAAGGAAACCGAAGAUGUGAGGCAAGAAGUUUUCAAAAUAUUGAGCCAAAUUACGCCAGAUGAAAAAAACAAGCUGGGUUUCCUGGUCGAUAUGGUGCACAGAGUAGGACGCCCGAGGGAAGACAACAAACCGCGUCCAGUGAUCAUCCAGUUCAACAUGCGGACCUUCAGGACCAAGAUCUGGAGAGAGUCGCGCAACGCCGACAUCCUGAAGAGGAUGAACCUCCGAAUGGCCGAAGACCUAACCCGCUCCGAGAAAGAAUGCAGAAACAAACUGUGGCCUUUGGUGGAACAAGCACGCAAGGAGGGAAAAAAAACCAGAUGGCAAGGGCCGACGGUCUUCAUCGACGGAGUGAAAUUCACAGCGUAA
Messenger RNA from Melanotaenia boesemani (Boeseman's rainbowfish), 2480 nucleotides. RefSeq lists its product as uncharacterized. The record is from RefSeq and is a predicted model, not a curated record. Gene Ontology annotation, biological process: retrotransposition. The transcript is spliced from 15 exons. Gene Ontology annotation, molecular function: single-stranded RNA binding. Gene Ontology annotation, cellular component: ribonucleoprotein complex. NCBI's taxonomy places the organism in Eukaryota, Metazoa, Chordata, Actinopteri, Atheriniformes, Melanotaeniidae. Bases 162 to 2480 code for a protein of 772 amino acids.